UGAAAAUACACGUAAAAUGGCUUGGCGUGUGGUUCUUAUAUUGCUGUUGGUUAGUGACUCAUUUGGCACAUCAAAUUUUCCUAGCUCAUCAAUGAAGCAAAUAAAACCAAGAAAUUCUCCGAAUAAUACACUCUGCAUGUAUUCAAGAUAUAUGUUAUAUUAUUUCAACUUAAACAAUAUUGUUUUUAAAAAGAAAUUCGGAGUAAGCUUAGACAAUCUGAAUUAUGAUUUCAAGAAACUUAAUAUACCGCUGGGCCUCGCAGAACUAUAUGAUGAAUAUCUUCUUUCUCAGGGAAAAAUUGUUUUGUUCAUGCUCGAUGACCUCAGAAAACAAGUGGGAGCGCCAAAUUUCAAACCACCGGACGUUCUAAUGCAAGUAAAUUUGUACUUAAAUAAUUUGUCGGGAACUACUUGCGUGAACAUCAAAGAAAACGGCAACACACCUAAUUAUGCUUGGGGAUACGCGUUCUUUUACACAAAAAUGACAGAAGCGCUUACGACGUUUAUACGAAAUCGUCAAUGCUAUUAUCAAACAAAUCCUAUUGUUCAGGAUAAUACAGAAAUGCCGGAAAAAUUGAGAAAAAUUAACCUAUUGUUAGCCAAACAAUGGCCAUUAAAUACGGAAGUCUUAAGCGAGAUUUUGUCGACACUAGAGCAUAAUAAAAAAGAAUUGGAAAUUUUUUUUCAGACGACGAUGAAUGGCGUAACUUAUAAUGACUUUAAUCCCGAACAUCUACUAUUUAAGCCAUUGCUGGUAAACGAUCCCAUGGAAUUAAGCGAUAUUGAAUUUAAGGAGGGCAGACCGAUUAUACCGCGUAAUGUAAUGACAAGUUAUAAAUUAUACCAAAGAGGUUUUGCGAGUACAUAUGACUUAUUGACACUCGUGCGAGGAAUCUUUCAUCAAGAUUACGUUAUUUUAUUCCAGGAACAUGUAAUAGCCGCUGUUUUACAUCCUGUUUUUUUAUACUAUGGUACAUAUCUCAUGGUCUUAAAGAAAUUGCAUCCAGCCUAUAAAAUAGGUGAAGAAAAUUUAAGUGACCAAGUCAUGAAAGUAGAAAAUAAUGACCUCAAGACGCUGGAGAACCAAGAGAAAUCAGAUCCAGAAAAUAAGUUACAUGAAGACGAAGAAGGAUUUCAAAGCUACGAUAAGCAUAAAGAAAAAUUAACGAAUCAAAUCUUAAAAUUAAGAUAUAGUUUCGAGUCGUUAAUUAAUAUGAAAUUUUUUCCCACGAUCGUGCAAGAAUACCUUCAAAUGGUUUCAAACAAAACCGCUGAACUACAAUUGGAAACACUUAAAGAACGGGAACAUAUAAACCCUGGAGAGUUCUACACGCUUAUAAAUUUUAUUUAUGAUAAGAUCUAUGGUCUAAUGAAAUUAUAUAACCUUCAAUAUUCGAUUAACGUUGAAUUCGAUAUUAAUGAUGAUGCCAGUAUAAUAAAUGAGCUCGAUAACCUUGAUACAAAUAUCAAUGAUGCCUGUGAUUAUGUUCAAAAUCUAAAAGGAUACGAAUAUGUAUUCCAGAAAGCAUUCGCAAUUUACGACCAUGCAAAAAUGAUAAUGCCUGACACUGUGUUUGAUGGUCCAAGAUACUCCUCGUCGAGGAUAGUAAAUACGCGUCCAUUAGGUUAUGUUGUUGUUAUUAACGAGAUUAUCGAACGUCUAACAAUCAAACUUAUCAAUACUUAAACUUAUAGAUUUAAAUGCAUUAUAUUUUAUGUUCUAUCUUGAUUAAAAGUUAAAACAAUGUUUUAAAAAAUG
Molecule: messenger RNA, 1759 nt
Organism: Adelges cooleyi (spruce gall adelgid)
Lineage: Eukaryota; Metazoa; Arthropoda; Insecta; Hemiptera; Adelgidae
Exons: 2
Coding region: 17-1687 (556 amino acids)
Source: RefSeq, a predicted model, not a curated record